Messenger RNA from Ectocarpus siliculosus, 488 nucleotides. NCBI's taxonomy places the organism in Eukaryota, Phaeophyceae, Ectocarpales, Ectocarpaceae. The record is from the annotation of a GenBank genome assembly.
GUCUUCUACCGUCCUGCGGCGUUUGUAUUUGUGUGUAUUUGUUUGUUUUUUAUAUAUUCUUUGUGCAGAAGCGGGCACCGGAGAGGACGGAAUGCACACCUGCGACAUGGGUGAUGCGUUCGCAUGGGGAGCAGCAGCAACAGGAGGCCAAGAUCAAUACCGCAAAGUAGGUGGGCAGGCACGAAGGAGCUUCGAAGGGGGGGGGGAGAGGGUUGAACGGAGAAUGAUAGAUUCCCGGCAAAGGGGAAGUGGCACUGUUUUGGAUGGAUUCAUGGGUCCACAGUUUUGUCGGGUGGGGGAGUAUUCACCACAAGGUCUGUUGACUGAUGUCGUCGAUGUCGUGAAAGGUUCAAUGAUUUGUGUGCUUACUCGUGUGUGGUAUGUAGUUGUAGAUUGUUUGUUGAGGUUGGUGAAAGAAGGAAUUGGUUGAUGUAUGUCUGCAUCGACGUCGCGUUUCAUGCUUUGAUCGUGAGUGGUCGAUUUUUAUU